Molecule: messenger RNA, 7988 nt
Organism: Mustela lutreola (European mink)
Lineage: Eukaryota; Metazoa; Chordata; Mammalia; Carnivora; Mustelidae
Product: basic salivary proline-rich protein 3-like
Exons: 3
Coding region: 6921-7823 (300 amino acids)
Source: RefSeq, a predicted model, not a curated record
CGUGCGAGGAGCCGGAUUUAUCCUGGGCUGGUCAGCUGACGGUUCCCGUUCUGGCCCUCGGCGGCCGGCCGGCGCGUGAGUGCGCUGUCCACACCGGCAGCUGUGGGACUGACCAGGACAGUGGUUUUCCUGAACAAAUGCACUUACCACACGCAGGUUAAAAAUAGCCCCAAGCCUGAGCGCCGAGAAGCCACCGCCAGAGAGCAGGGCUCAGCCGCUCUGCCCGCUCAGGGAGAACCAGCGAGAACCAGGGAGAAGGCUCCCGCCCGCCCGCCGCGCGCCGUCGCUCGCACCCCGCUCAGACCUGGGCCAGGAGCCACCCCAGGCCACGUCCCAGGCCGGGCUUGCAGCCACGCCCCCGCCGCCCCUGCACGGAAGGGGCACGAAAAGCACAGCGAAGUCCUCAAGGGAAGGAUGACCGGAGCCCGGGAGGGGCAGGGGAGCGGCCGCCCUCUGCUGCGGGAGCUGUGGCCCUGCGCCCCGCCCUUCCAUCCUCCUCAAGGUCACAACCAGUUCCGGGCCAGUGUGGCCUGCAACCCAGGUAGCCGCCAGCUCUCCCACUCAACGGCGGCCAUCACCCCGACGGCGGUCCGAGGUGGAGGCAGACCCUCCCAGGUCAGGUCGUGGCCCCAGCAUCCUUGAGGGAAGACUCCAGGCAAGUUCACUUCUCUGAGCCUCAGUCUUCUCAUCUUUGAGACGGGGGCAGCUGGCACCCCUCCCGCCUCAGGGAGCCAGGCAGCAUCCAGCAUGUCGCCUAAGGCCGGUACCCAAUAGGCAUGCGGUGAACGGGGGCCACUGCAGGGCCCCCGGAAUGACAGGGCAGGCUGGCCAAGCCCCACUGACGUGUAAAUGACUGCUAGUGUCCCCCAGUCUCCAGAACAAGCUGCUGGGGCAGGAGCCAACGUCUGGGAGGGGAGCUAGAGGAGGCAACUGUCCCCCACACCGUGGGCCGCACUCGUGCCCCCAGCCCCAGCUCCAUCUGGCUUCCCAGACCCACUCUAGCCCCCAACACUGGGCUGGUUGGACUGGGCAGAGGAAGAAGCUGAGAGCCUCACCCCAGGAACCCCCACCCCAGGGUGAGGUGGUCAGGCUCCGUGUCUGGUGCUGGCGGAGUGCACAGCCGGCCUUUGGUCUGCUGCAGGCUCGCCAGCCCAGUCCCGGGACCACACAGGCUUAUCUGUGGCUGGUCGCUCUGCAAGACAGGACAGUCUGUGCCGCUGGUCCCUGGCCAUGUUUCUGGGCUGGCUGAAUGCAGGGACCGCAGGCCUGCAGAGCCCAUCCGGCUCCCGCAGGUGGGGCCUGGUGUCCACGCGGUCCAGUCUCCCAAAGACUGGCCCCGGCUCCCUGGUCUCUCCCCAGAAGCUACCAACUACAGGCUCACUACCGGGUUCUUCGCUCAGGCCAGGCGGGCAGAGCAGGUGUCCCGGUAGCCCCCACACACACACCAUGUCCUCACUGCUUGUGGAGGGGCCCAGACAGCCCCAGGGAGGCCAGCUGGCCUGGUUGUGUGGAGGGGCAGACACUGCUACCCCCACACGCCCGCCAGGAGCCCUGAGAGCGUCACGGCUCCUGCCGCACUCGCCCCUCCCUUCCCACUGUCCACACGGCGCCCGGGAAGGGGUGGGCUGGGGCUGGACCCUCCGGCCAGCCAGCGGGAGGAUGAGGAGAGCGGAGCGCAGGGGACCUUGUGAAGCCACCUGGCCCCUCACCUCUGAGCUCUGAGGGACCUGGCAUCCCCCUCGCGCACGGGGGGCUGAGCCCGUGGUCGCCAUCCUCCUGGAGAGCAGGCAAGUCUGCCCCUGCCCCUCCUCAGACAGCAGUCCUGGGCCAGGUGUACAGACGUGUGUCACACACCUCCUACCCUGUGGUCUGGGGCAAGGGACAGACCACCAGGUGUGCUCACAAGAGCACCACUUUCGAGGGGAGAUGGAAUGUUCUGGUGUGGGGCUCUGCUGGGCUGAGCCGGGACGGGGAGUGGGCAGUAGCAGGAGCUGAGUGCCAAGAUGCCCAGAGAGGAGGGACCAGGAUCUAGUCCAUGUGGGUCUAGAGACAAGUCACUUGUCCAGUGUCCUUGUCACCAACGACCUGGCCGUCCUGAGGUCAUCCUGUGCUCAUAGCCCCAGACCUUGGGAGAAGUGGACUGCGCCCCACAGGUGCUCUGGGGGGACUGGGGAAAUGGUCCACGGUCGCCUCUGGGUGGGGCUCAGCGGGGGAAGGGGAGAGGGCAGGGAUCCGGCCGUGACCACGGAGGGACCCUGCGAAGGCAGGAAAUCUGCUCAGAGGUUUGCAGAGAAACGUGCGGCUGGUGGGAAGCCCCCUGACCCCGGCUCCCCCAGCCCCCACCACCUGCCCAAGGCCCUCAGAUUAGUGCACAGCCCAGUGAGUCAGAGACGAGCCCGGGCGCCCUUCCAGAAAGAGAAAAUGGAAACAGCAGCGGGGACAGAAAUCCCAGGGGCCUCCUCGGAGCAGAAACUGAGGGAUCUCCCGGCAGAUCCGGUGGAGGCUGGGGGUGAGGAAGGAGGAGAGAGCCAGAGGCCCCCAAGGCACCAGCUGGGACACAAGGGCCCCCGGCCAGGCUGAUUUACAGGUGCAGAGUCCCUGGGCUCAGAGGUCCAAGCUCCACGGGGCCAGGAGAGCCUACAGCUCGACCCACCCUGCAGCCGGCUCUGCUCUCGGCCAGGCCUCCACCUUCUUCCCAGGCCCCCUCACGGCCUCCCUGCAAGGCCAGGAGUAGGGAGGCCCCCCCAGCCCAGGACACACCUCGCUGUCCCCAGAUAUCGCUCAGGGAACGCGUGCGUGGUGACUUCCCCUGAGGCUUGCUGGCCGGCCGUGAGCAGAAGGACUCAGGCUGCCUCUGAGGUCAGCGCUAGAGAGAAGGAUGGAUGGGUGAUGUCCAGAGGGGGCCACGGGAGACCACGGAAGGCCACGGAGACCUGGCACUCGCCACCUCAGCCUGGCAGACUGUUCAUCCCCGGACGGAUGUCCAGCUCGCAGCCAAGGCUCGGGGAAGACGCCAGAGUCGACAGGCGGACGCACCGUCCCAGCCGCAGGAUCCUAAGGAGAGCAGGACGCUGGGCGUCACGUGGGGUCCUGGCUGGGGUCCUGCGACAGACAGACAGGGCGUGAGGAAGGACCCAGGAGCCCGAACCAACUCCGGGCUCUUUCUGUAACCACAUACCCGGCUGGUUCAUUGGCCGCCACAAACGCCGGCAGGAAGCACCAGGGUAAGAUGCUGACUCCCCUCUGCACUUGCUCUGCUUAAUGGACACAGUGUUCUACAAUUAUUUUAAUUAGUUGCCAAUUUAAAAAAUUAGGAGGUUGAGCCUGAGGACCUGGAUUUCUGGCCUCUCCGGAAAGCUCGGGGGCCGGUCACGGAUGCGGGUCAGCCGCCUCUCAGCGGCGCCGUUCCCAGGCUCUCCUUCCCGAGCCACACGGCCUCUCCCCCGCAGUUAGGCCCCUGGGCAGUCCCCUGGCUAUGGUCUGCCCUAGAGAGGGCAGGCUGUUGACACAGCCAGGGUAAGAGCGGAGGGCCGGGGGCACCCCUCCACAGCACGCUUGGCACCAGCUCACGUCCCAGGGAACGCGGGACCUGCACAUUCUAGAAGCCCUGUCCCGCGCCCUCAGAAGCAAGGAUGUGCCCCACUGCCCUCUCAUAAGUUUUCACGUAGACUGCAUUUCUUUGACGAAAAACAUGAUGUAGGGGGAGAAACAGAAGAUGUGCCGUGUAAUUUCUCCUGAUUUAUUCCUCCUGUCCUGUGAGCAGUGGGAUCCCGUCUCCUAGUCUCCAUCCAGCCUGGGCCUCUGCCGGCGGCUCCUUGGACCGCGGGUUCCAGGCAAUUGUCUCCCCCACGCCCAGCUGGCCCACAGGUCUCCUCGGGGGCACAGAGCAGGGGCCAGCAGGCCCCAGGGACCCCAGGGACAGGACUCAAGCGCAGGCUUGGCCCCCGUUACUCUGGUCCCAGCAGCAGCAGGCCUGUCCUCGGACGGGCAGGCGGAGGACACUGGCCAGCGGACUUGACACCAAGCCCCACGUGGCUCUAGGCAGCUGGGAGUCCACGUGCUUGGGCCACCCUGGGCCCCCGUAAAUGCCAUUCAGGGAGUCUCUGAGAUAGUGUCCCCAGAAAGUCUCACCUGAGACCAAACCCACACAAAACUGGGCAAAUUGGAGGAGGCACUGGGGGUCCUGCCCCACCAGACCAGCUCAGGGAGGGGGACAGGCAGGGGCCUCACCAUAGCCAGUGGCAACUCUUGCCCUGCAUCCGCCCCUGGGAUGCUUCCAGAUCUCAUCUCCAUGCCUGCUUGGGGCGUGUGGAGGGACACGAUGACCACUGGCCAGACUGUCCCCUGAAAACCCAGCUUCCACUGAGCAUGGGCAGCCCAGCCCCUGCUUAUAGGCAAAUCUAAUAUUCCAAGGGCCUGUGGAAGGGCCAGUGGAUGGGGACGCACAUUGCAGAGGUAGCCCGUGGCUGGAGCUCCCCUGUGCUCAAAGAGUUUGCUGAGGACAGCAGUGGCGCCCUGUCCGCAGGGAGCCGUGGACACUGAUGCGGGCUUGGCCUGGGAAUCACGGUGUCAGGGGGCCGUGUCUGGAGUUGCGGCCAACGUGCUCGGCAGCCUAGAAGCCCCUCAAGAAGUAGUGGGGGACACGCACUGGCCCAGCACUCUGAGGGAGUCCCACGCACCUUGGGGAGGCAUGGGGGGCUCAGGCUUGGAGUCAGCCUGGGAGUCAGCCGUUACUGGACUGUGGCAGUGCAGGCUUCACUGUCCCUCUGCCCCCGGGGGUGGCCCAGCGCUGCCCUCUGAGUCACUCCGAGUAGGUCUGCGACACCCCACCCACGAGCGCGCUCCGGAGGCUGGAGAGCGUGAGUGCCCCCCACGCCCCAGGCACUGCCUCUGCCGACAUGCCCGGGUGCCCAAGAGCGUGAGCCGCAGCCGGCGACCUCACGCAGCCAGCAGGCGCUCAGCUAACACGCACCCACAGCGCGGCUGGCCAGAGCAGAGGGCCCGCGGCAUCCCUCCGAGACCACGUCUAGCACCGACAUGCCCUGAGGAGGCCAAGGGUGGAGGGCGCAGCGGAGGGCAGAGCCCCAGCAGGCACCGAGGACCAGGGGACGGCAGCCACCGCCUGGAAGGGAAGACGGGGGCCCUGGGCCACACAGCUGCGGUCCGUCCAGCAGGCAGGCAGCGCUAGCUGAGCGUGCCGCUUCGAAGGAGGGAGGGAUCGGGAGAUUUGUUCCGGUGGGGCAGGUGGGGAGGCUUCAGGCAGGAGCAGAAAUCGAACGGUGAAAAAGGAGACGCCAUUCUUGAUGGAGUCAACACCCGGGCUCUUAUUUCUGACCUUUUACCACUAAGAAGACCAAGGGCCAGAUCCAGGGCAGGGCAAGAAGGCCAAGGCACUUCCCCCGCGGAGGAGUACCCAGAUGAGGUUAGCGAUGGCGGUGAUGGCGGUGAUGGCGGUGACGUCAGUGCUGGCGACAGUAACGGUGACGAUGGUGGUGACGGUUAUGACGGUGGUGGUGGUGGCGACGGCAGUGAUGGUGAUGGUGUGACGGUGGUGGUGCUGGUGAUGAUGUCAGUGUUGGUGACCGUAAUGGUGACGGCGAUGGUGGUGGUGAUGGUGGUGGUGACGGCGGCGAUGACCACGGUGGUGGCGGUGGUGGUGGCGGUGGUGGACGCAGCAUGGCACAGCCACACUGUCCUGUGACUUCCAUCUCUGGUGGAUUCUAAGUUUUACUCAGUCAUGUACUGAAGCUUCACAACCACACGUUUUGGGGGACACAAAUGUGCCUCAAUUUUACAGAAGUCAAAUGAAGUAACUGUUUCAGGCCUCACACUCAGGAAGCAGGAUCUGAAGUCAGGCCUGAAGAUAGAGGGUGUCAUGACCACACUGCUACUCAGUGGGGACUGACACAUGUCUGACGAGGAAACCAGGACCCCCACUUCUGCCCAAAGUGUACCAGGGAGCCACACGCCCCCCUUUCUGCUCCCCAGGUGAGUAGCAGGAAGCCUAGUCUGCCAGGGGCCCACGCCCCCCUGACUUUGCCUGUCAUACCGUCCCUAGACCUGACGGCUCCCUCGGGUGGAUGCAGGGGACAGAGGUGGUAUUGGGGUAUGACCAGCCACACAUCAGAAAGAGGCCUGGAGGGGACAGGGCAGACCCCUUCUCUCCAGCCUGCACAGCACUUGAUACACAGGGACCUGGAGUGGACCACUUUGGGGUCCCCCCAGCACAGAGCCAUAAGACCAACCUAAAGGAAGAGCCCAUCUUCAGCCCUAGGACAGAGAACACUUUUGGGCCAUGGGUGGGCAGGAGACCAGUCCUCUUGAAGGAUAGGAGUGAGCUGGCAACUGACUCAGAGGAGAGCAGGGGUCUCCUCCCCCUCGCACAAGGCCGGCAGUGAGCCUCGGGGGGCAGGGGGUGGGGACAGGGAAGCAUCCGUCCACCUUGUGACACAAACCUGGUGGGGAACGAGGAACCUCGUUCUCAGAAACUCAGGGAGUCGGUGGCUGCUCGCAGCCCCGCCCAUGUUGGCACUGCCAGUCCCUGCCUUGCAUCCAGGAGCCUCCUGUGGGCCUGCAAAGGUGGACACAGGCUGUUCCCCCAGGAGAGAGUGAGGUGGCCACAGCCCCUUCCUGCAGAGUUGCCCACCUCCCCUGAGAGGACUCUCAGCCCAUCAGGCUGCCUGGUGACUCCUCUGUGUCUCCUUUCCAACACCUUUGUUAUCAGCGGUCAGAGGCCGAGGGCCCCCAGGGGCCUGCUGAUGAGGCCAUACCGCCCCCACGGCGCUCUGAGGUCACAGCCCUAUCCAGACCUUGGGAGGUCCCUGACCUCUGACCUCCUCUGAAGUGGAGGAGGAGAAGUAGGCGUGGGGGUGGGGCAUUCCAGACGGAGGGGACAGCAGGUGCAAAGGCCUUCAACAGGAAUGUGCUCCCCACCCUCCCCAGGACGGUGCGGGGCCUGCGGUUCUCCCGCGUCCGGUGAGGAGGGGCCCCCGGCAAGGCUACGGGGCCCUUCGGGCUGCCGGAAGCUGGGACGGGCAGCCAGGGCACCGCAUCCGCCCGCGCCGGGCAGCCCGCAAAAUCCCGCGCCACCGGGAGGCACGACUGCGGCUGGGGUCGGGGUCCGCGGGCGGCUCCAGGCCACGCCCCAGGCCACGCCCAGGCCACGCCCACCAAGACGCGGGCGGGGGAUCCUGGUUCCCCGCAGCGGACCCGGAACCGCCACGGGGCUCCCCGGUUUGCGCGGGAGUCGCGGCUCCCACCCACGGCCCUGCGCACGCGCGCGUUCCCGCACGGAGGCUCGCGCGGGCGCGCGCACACCGACCCACGCGCGGGCGCGCGCACACCGACCCACGCGCGGGCGCGCGCACGCGCACACCUGCGCCUGGCGAAGCCUCGGGCGCCCCCUGGUGGCCACGUCCGGCAGCACUCGCCAGCCCACGAGGACGCUCCCACCACCCCGUGCGGCCUGGGAGCCGUGGUGGGUCUGGGUGAUGGACUGGGGGGCCGGGGGCGCGCUGGGACUGGACUCUGAACUUGACCUGCCUCCCAGCUCCUGCCGCCCAGUCCCCGUUUGCAGGAAUAAAGCCGUACUUUUCCCCAGAACACCCUUACAUCAUGUUACUAUGGGACUACAGAAUUACUCUAUUUCCCAAAGAAUGUGUCUGGGGGUUGGGGGUGCUUUCCACACCUCGCGUGCAGCCUCGAUGCCGGAGGUGGCUGGCGUCCAGCGGGCAGGACCGUCCUCACUGGCUGUCCCCGUGUCCCUGAGGGUGUCCUCUACCUCUGAGGCCCAGACGGCCGAGCCGCCCGCACCUGCUUGCUGAACCGUUUCUCUAACGAUGUCCACUCGGACGAGCGCACUUCUCACUGUCCACGCCGUGUGUUUCCUUUCCCCUCUGUCUGCCUUUGGCCAGGCUGCCGGCCUACAGCACACACCUGGGAGAGGCAGAGACGUCCGCCACCCCCCUCCCGAGGCAGCCGCCAACCCC